AUGACUUCUGCAAAGGAGAUUUACCAUUCUCUUUCUAGUAUAUUCGCCAACAGAAAAUCUGACGAGGUUCUUGAAAUUGAGAUCUUGACUCCGGAAUCGGGGCCACUCUUACAAGAUGGACUCUGCAUUGGAAUCACCAAGGCCGCGCUGGUCAAGGCCUUUCUAAUUGCGAGACAGAAACUUACGAGAUAUCUCACUCAACUGAAAGAGAACACUGUCAAUGGGGGUCUUCCAGAUGAGUCGGACGAAGCCAACGAACUCUCCAUUGCUACUCAGAUCAUCCUCCUUUUUGACUGUGAGCAUGUGACGGCAUGCAACUGGAGGAAGCGAUAUAUAUCCUCUUCAAUGCAACAGUAUGAUAAUCAGUAUGAAUCAAGACACUUGGAAGAUCUUUUGCAAAGAGAAACAACUCUCUUGUCCUCAUUUCAAUGUUCGCCAUUACAUCGACAUACAAAGUCGCCUACACUAUGGCAGCAUCGGCUGUGGAUUAUGGGCAAGCUGUUGAAUUUGAAAGAACAGAAUGCAAUGGCCUAUGAUCCCCUUUGCAGACUCAUACUAAAAGAGCUUGAUGUGGUUUGCAAGUCAGGCCAGUUACAUCCCCGAAACUAUUAUGCGUUCAGCUAUAUGCGCCAGUUACAUGCUUUAGUGUGUCGAUAUAGCUCUUCAAAAGAAGGAGUGUCGCGUGAAGAAGUGUUGGGGGAUGGUAGUCAAGCUCUACUACUUGACUUGGCUAUCCUCAUGAUUGAACCAGUGUUGAAAUGGUGUCUAUCCAAUCCAAGCGAUAUAUCGGGAUGGAUGUAUCUUUUCUAUCUUCUAGAUUGUGACAGGCAGAUGAUGAACUCUCCUUCUAUGCAGGAGGAUAGGAUGAUCGCAGAACGAAUAGUUGUCAUGAAACGGACUAUCCAGUUUGCUGUGCACAUAGCUACAUGGGAGGGCGAGAGUCUGUGGACAUUCGUCGACCUGAUGCUAGCAAGAUUUGGAAAUGGUAUUCUUCCAACAGCUGACAUUGCAAGAUUAGAGCUGGCGAACAGUCUGCCAACAUCUGGUGCUCGUUGGAAGACAACAAAACUCGGAGUAUACAAGACAUACGAAGGGAUGCGGGACGAAUCCAUAAGCUAG
Molecule: messenger RNA, 1119 nt
Organism: Talaromyces marneffei
Lineage: Eukaryota; Fungi; Ascomycota; Eurotiomycetes; Eurotiales; Trichocomaceae
Exons: 1
Coding region: 1-1119 (372 amino acids)
Biological process (GO): protein prenylation
Cellular component (GO): cytoplasm
Molecular function (GO): protein prenyltransferase activity
Source: RefSeq, a predicted model, not a curated record